AUGUCUUGCGACUUGACUGAUCCCGCCAUCCUCGAGGCUUACCAGGAUAUCAUCUCUGGAACCCCCACCAACUGGCUCAUCCUCGGAUACCAUGACACAAGAGACAAGAUCUCACUCUACUCCAGGGGAACCGGUGGCAUCGACGAGUUGACCUCCAAUCUCAAGGAGGAAGUCCUUUAUGGAUUCGUCAGGAUCGAGGACCGAUUCGCUCUCCUCGCCUACGUCUCUGAGCAAGUCAGUGGUCUCCGCCGUGCUCGCGCACUGGUUCACGGAAAGGCUGUCGGCGCCUUGUUCAAGGCGAGCAACGUUCAGAUCAACACUUCGAGCCUUGCAGAAUUGACCGAGGAGAGAGUUCGCACCCGUCUCGGAUUGAUUGACGGACCCCCUACACCCGAGGCCACUUCGCCCGUGAUGCCCUCGACCCCUAUUGCAUCCACUGGCUCACCUGUUCCAGCGCCUCGCCCAGCCACCCCCGUCUCACCCGCCCCUGUUGCGCCCGCCUCCUCUUCUCCCGCCUUCGCCCCCGCCACUGUUGCUGCCCCCGUUGCAGCAGCCCCCAUCGCCAUUGACACCUUUGUUCAGCAGUCUGUGGCCGAGGUGCCUUUGUCCCCUAGUCCCGUCAGGACUGGAUCACCUCGCUCGGGCCUGUCGACACCCAGAACCGAGCGUCAGCUGGAGAUCGAGGCUGCUGAGCGCAAGGUCCGCGAAGAGAUGGAGCGCCAGCGUCGCGCCGAGGCUGCCAAGCGCCAGAGAGAGACUGAGGAGCGUGAGGCACGCGAGCAAGAGUUGUUUGCCCAGAAGCAGGCCUUGGAAUUGGAGCGUAAGCGCAAGGAGGAGUCUGACCGCAUUGCUCGCGAGGCAAUGAAGAAGCAGUUGAUCGAGAUGGAGCGUCUUCGUGGAUCGGGAUUGUCGGGUUACAUCACCAUUCAGCUUGCUGGAUCGCCCUUCUGGCAGCGUCGUUUCUAUGUCAUGCAGGGCCAAACUGUCUCACUCUACAGGGAUGAGAUUGGUCGCGCCCCCAUUAUGAACUUGAAGGUCGGAGGUCAGGUUGUUUACAUUGCCGAUGCCUCCUUGGACGUCUUGAUCCCCAACAGCUUCCGUAUCGACUUUAAGAACGGCGACACUCACUACUUCUUCAGCGACUCGACCAAGGACAAGGAGAUGGUCAUUGCAGGAUUCAUGAAGUGCAACGAGAGCGCAUAA
Molecule: messenger RNA, 1203 nt
Organism: Linnemannia hyalina
Lineage: Eukaryota; Fungi; Mortierellomycota; Mortierellomycetes; Mortierellales; Mortierellaceae
Source: the annotation of a GenBank genome assembly